Messenger RNA from Sapajus apella (tufted capuchin), 4574 nucleotides. It is a transcript of the gene UBTF, whose product is annotated as upstream binding transcription factor. The transcript is spliced from 20 exons. Bases 211 to 2394 code for a protein of 727 amino acids. The record is from RefSeq and is a predicted model, not a curated record. Lineage: Eukaryota; Metazoa; Chordata; Mammalia; Primates; Cebidae.
AUUAGCCGUCGCUCCGCUUCGCCAUCUCGGGCUUUGUCUGGCGACUUGCUGCCCCGGCGUCGGCUGCAGCAGAGCUGCGGCUCGACUAUUCGGCCCGCCGCGCCCCCAGGUGCCCCCGGCCCGCGCUCCCAUCCACACGCUCGGGUGAGGUGGUUUUGACCCCGGGUUGCCCGGCCAGCACGACCAAGGAGGUGGCUGGACAGCUGGAGGAUGAACGGAGAAGCCGACUGCCCCACAGACCUGGAAAUGGCCGCCCCCAAAGGCCAAGACCGCUGGUCCCAGGAAGACAUGCUGACUUUGCUGGAAUGCAUGAAGAACAAUCUUCCAUCCAAUGACAGCUCCAAGUUCAAAACCACUGAAUCACAUAUGGACUGGGAAAAAGUAGCAUUUAAGGACUUUUCUGGAGACAUGUGCAAGCUCAAAUGGGUGGAGAUUUCUAACGAGGUGAGGAAGUUCCGUACAUUGACAGAAUUGAUCCUUGAUGCUCAGGAACAUGUGAAAAAUCCUUACAAAGGCAAAAAACUCAAGAAACACCCAGACUUCCCAAAGAAGCCCCUGACCCCUUAUUUCCGCUUCUUCAUGGAGAAGCGGGCCAAGUAUGCGAAACUCCACCCUGAGAUGAGCAACCUGGACCUAACCAAGAUUCUGUCCAAGAAAUACAAGGAGCUUCCGGAGAAGAAGAAGAUGAAAUAUAUUCAGGACUUCCAGAGGGAGAAACAGGAGUUCGAGCGAAACCUGGCCCGAUUCAGGGAGGAUCACCCUGACCUAAUCCAGAAUGCCAAGAAAUCGGACAUCCCAGAGAAGCCCAAAACCCCCCAGCAGCUGUGGUACACCCACGAGAAGAAAGUGUAUCUCAAAGUGCGGCCAGAUGAGAUCAUGAGAGACUAUAUCCAGAAGCACCCCGAGCUGAACAUCAGUGAGGAGGGUAUCACCAAGUCCACCCUCACCAAGGCUGAACGCCAGCUCAAGGACAAGUUUGAUGGGCGACCCACCAAGCCACCUCCGAACAGCUACUCGCUGUACUGCGCAGAGCUCAUGGCCAACAUGAAGGACGUGCCCAGCACAGAGCGCAUGGUGCUGUGCAGCCAGCAGUGGAAGCUGCUGUCCCAGAAGGAGAAGGAUGCCUAUCACAAGAAGUGUGACCAGAAAAAGAAAGAUUACGAGGUGGAGCUGCUCCGUUUCCUCGAGAGCCUGCCUGAGGAGGAGCAGCAGCGGGUCCUGGGGGAGGAGAAGAUGCUGAACAUCAACAAGAAGCCAGCCACCAGCCCCGCCUCCAAGAAGCCAGCCCAGGAAGGGGGCAAGGGCGGCUCCGAGAAGCCCAAGCGGCCCGUUUCGGCCAUGUUCAUCUUCUCCGAGGAGAAGCGGCGGCAGCUGCAGGAGGAGCGGCCUGAGCUCUCGGAGAGCGAACUGACCCGCCUGCUGGCCCGAAUGUGGAACGACCUGUCUGAGAAGAAGAAGGCCAAGUACAAGGCCCGGGAGGCGGCACUCAAGGCACAGUCGGAGAGGAAGCCUGGUGGGGAGCGUGAGGAACGGAGCAAGCUGCCUGAGUCCCCCAAGAGAGCCGAAGAGAUCUGGCAACAGAGCGUCAUUGGCGACUACCUGGCCCGCUUCAAGAAUGACCGGGUGAAGGCCUUGAAAGCCAUGGAAAUGACCUGGAAUAACAUGGAGAAGAAGGAGAAACUGAUGUGGAUUAAGAAGGCAGCCGAAGACCAAAAGCGAUACGAGAGAGAGCUGAGUGAGAUGCGGGCACCUCCAGCUGCUACAAAUUCUUCCAAGAAAAUGAAAUUCCAGGGAGAACCCAAGAAGCCUCCCAUGAACGGUUACCAGAAGUUUUCCCAGGAGCUGCUGUCCAAUGGGGAGCUGAACCACCUGCCACUGAAGGAACGCAUGGUAGAGAUCGGCAGCCGCUGGCAGCGUAUUUCACAGAGCCAGAAGGAGCACUACAAAAAGCUAGCCGAGGAGCAGCAAAAGCAGUACAAGGUGCACCUGGACCUCUGGGUCAAGAGCCUGUCCCCCCAGGACCGUGCAGCAUAUAAAGAGUACAUCUCCAAUAAACGUAAGAGUAUGACCAAGCUGCGAGGCCCAAACCCCAAAUCCAGCCGGACUACUCUACAGUCCAAAUCAGAGUCCGAGGAGGAUGAUGAAGAGGAUGAGGAUGAUGAGGAUGAGGAUGAAGAAGAGGAAGAUGAUGAUAAUGGGGACUCCUCUGAAGAUGGUGGCGACUCCUCCGAGUCCAGCAGCGAAGACGAGAGCGAGGAUGGGGACGAGAAUGAGGAGGAUGACGAGGACGAAGAUGACGACGAGGAUGAUGACGAGGAUGAAGACAAUGAGUCCGAGGGCAGCAGCUCCAGCUCCUCCUCCUCAGGAGACUCCUCAGACUCUGACUCCAACUGAGGCUCAGCCCCACCCCAGGGCAGCCAGGGAGAGCCCCGGAGCUCCCCUCCCCAACUGACCACCUUUGUUUCUCCCCCAUGUACUGUCCCCUGCCCCCUGGCCUCCCCCACUUUCUUUCUUUCUUUUUAAAAAAAAAAAAUACGGUGGGGGUAGGGGGCUGGAGGAGCCCAGGCCGGGACUCUGCAGCCUCAGAGACAUCAGCCCUCGGGGGUCCUCCUCCAGGGACAGCAACCAUCAGACUAAGCCAGCACUGGCCUGGCCCAGCCCACCCCACCCACUUCUGCACUUGCGGUUCCGGCAUGGACAAUGGACCGGAGAGUGGGGGUGGGGGGUCCCAAAGAGUUUGAUGAGGCCCUCCACACCUGCAGCCCAACCCAAGGUGGGGUGGAAGCUUGAGGAGGACCCAUUCCUUCCCAGAGGGGCCUGCCGCCUGGACCUCUGCAUUGGAACUGGAGGCAGGGAACGUGGGGAGAGGACGGCUGGUGCCUUUGAGAAAACAGGCGCUGCCCUGGUGGCCCUCUCCCCUGCCCCCACAGGAAGGAGCUGCCUGGACCCGCUCAUGGGGGAGGGGGCAGAAGUGUUUUUUAUAUAUGUGUAUAUAUUUUUUUUUAAGCUCUGAGCUGUCAACGAGACGUUUCCUACCGAUCUCGGCUGCCGUCUCUGUUGUCAUUUCUGGGAGAGGGAGGGUUUAGGGGGUAGGUUUGGAACUUUUUUAAAAUGGUCUUGAUGUGUAUGUGUGUGGGGGAGAGAGAGAGAGAGUGUGUGUGUGUGUGUGUGUGUGUGUGUUCCUGUACAUAGCAUGGGUGCAGCUGUGGAUGUGCGAGAGAGUGUAUGUUUGUGUGUAUAAGGGGGUCUGUCCUAGAGCCCACCUCCGUUUGUUGUGAAUCUGGAAAAAGGGUCAGUGAGGGCCGGGAGAUGUUGACCCUGGUGAGAGCAGGCUGAGGCUGCCCUGUUCACAUACUCUGUUUUGCCCAGUCUCUGAUUCCAUUAGGGGGAGUGUGCUCAGAUGCUUCCCAGACCAGGCGCCCUCUGCCAGGGUCACACGCAUCCGAGUUGCUGGUAUCCAUUGUCCAGCAGGAAGGCGGAAAGGUGGGCAAGAUGGUGUGAAGCUUAAAGCUUGUAUUUGGUCAUCUGAGGGGCCAAGCCUGGCCACCCUAGGCUCAGAACCUGGGCAUCAAGAAAUGUGCUGGGAGCUCUUAACUUACACAUCCCUCCAGCCUUCCUCAAAUCCUCCCACCACCCCCUAUUUCCUUUCAUUUCUCAGGUCUGCUCCCUCCUCCCCCAACCCCACAGCUGGGCAAGAAGUGUGCAAAAGCUGCUUCUGCAGCUAUCUCUAACCCUUCCCAGCCAUAUCCCAGAUUUUUUGGUACCUUGAUUCCUUGACUCUUAAUAAGCCAAGCCACCAUAUCUCUGUAGAUCUAAUUUUUUUGAUUGACUAUAUUGCGGGGGGGGGUUCUUUUUUUUAUGAUCAUGUCAAUGACCUAUUAAAUUGGGGCUUGGUGCUUUUCCACCGUCCCCUCUAAAUGAAAGCCAAGGAAUGGGGGAAGAAUGGGAACUUUGCCGAGGAGGUGGGGCAGGAACGGCGAAGGAAAGGAGAGGCGGGUGGGUCCCUCUCCCAAAGGCAGGCAGACAAUCUCUGCUUUGCCUUGGACCUUGGUGCUGGGGGUGGGGAGGCCUGGGGGGGACACUCCCCACUCCCAUUCCCCUUUAUCCUAAUCCUGGAAUUAAGUACAGGGGUUUAUAGGUUCUAUUUCUUCCCAAGAGCCCUGCAAAGAACCCCAGUUUCUUAUUUAGAUGCUCCUACACUGUUGUGUUUCAGUGGAAUGUAUUUUCAUUUAAAAACAACUUUGGGGCACUUUUUCUUUCCUGUUUUAAAAAUUGAAAAAUUCUUACAGUACAAACAGGGCUGUCAGGGUGGGGGUGUUGGUGCUGUAAGAGGUCACUCUUGAGUGCAUUUUGGCACUGGGAUGGGAUGGCUGGGGUGGGAAGAUCCCCGUCCCCCCCCUCCACUUUUUUUCUAAUAUUUAAGGAGUGUUUUGUAGGUUUCAACAACAACCACAACUUGAAUUUGUAUCAUGGGAGGUGGGAGGGAAUGGCUUAGAAGUGUCUGCCUAUGCUUAAGGCCAACUGUGGAAGUUUUGUUUUCCCUUUUUUGUAUAAUAAAGUAAAAAACAAAGGUU